This is a messenger RNA of Ooceraea biroi (clonal raider ant), 2735 nucleotides long. It is a transcript of the gene Sec61alpha, whose product is annotated as SEC61 translocon subunit alpha. Lineage: Eukaryota; Metazoa; Arthropoda; Insecta; Hymenoptera; Formicidae. The record is from RefSeq and is a predicted model, not a curated record. Gene Ontology annotation, cellular component: membrane. Gene Ontology annotation, biological process: protein transport.
GAGCCACGACUCGCUACGCUUUGCCAGUCGAGCAUACGCGGCCACUUUAGUCUGGGUUUAUGAGAGUGCUCGUAGCGGUGGUUGACUUUCGGUGGUAUCCUGUGAAGGAUCGUCAUUUGAUCCGCAGUGCUUAGGACGGUCGUAUCGAAACAAAUAAGAUGGGAUUCAAGUUUCUCGAGGUGAUAAAGCCGUUUUGCAGUAUAUUGCCAGAAAUAGCGAAGCCGCAGAGAAAGAUUCAAUUUAGGGAGAAAGUACUAUGGACGGCAAUCACGUUGUUUAUCUUUUUAGUAUGUUGUCAGAUUCCAUUGUUUGGUAUAAUGUCUUCAGACAGCGCAGAUCCGUUCUAUUGGAUUCGCGUGAUACUUGCAUCAAAUAGAGGAACACUGAUGGAACUAGGUAUCUCACCGAUCGUAACUUCCGGUCUUAUCAUGCAGCUGCUGCAUGGCGCAAAAAUUAUUGAAGUUGGUGACACACCAAAGGACAGGGCAUUAUUUAAUGGUGCACAAAAACUAUUUGGCAUGGUUAUCACUGUUGGACAAGCGAUUGUUUAUGUAAUGACUGGAAUGUAUGGAGAUCCAACUGAGAUUGGAGCUGGAGUUUGCCUCCUGAUUAUCAUCCAACUGUUUGUCGCUGGGCUUAUUGUGUUGCUAUUGGACGAGCUUCUCCAGAAAGGAUACGGACUAGGAAGCGGAAUAUCUCUCUUCAUCGCCACCAACAUUUGCGAGACUAUUGUGUGGAAGGCGUUCUCACCGGCUACAGUCAACACUGGUCGUGGUACAGAAUUUGAAGGGGCCGUAAUCGCUCUUUUCCACUUGCUGGCUACCAGGCAGGACAAAGUUCGAGCACUUCGGGAAGCGUUCUACAGGCAAAAUCUUCCAAAUCUGAUGAAUCUUCUUGCUACUAUUCUAGUAUUUGCUAUCGUUAUUUACUUCCAGGGCUUCCGUGUGGAUCUUCCGAUUAAGUCUGCCAGAUAUCGCGGCCAGUACAGCAGCUAUCCGAUCAAAUUGUUUUACACCAGUAAUAUUCCGAUCAUCUUGCAAUCAGCCCUGGUGUCCAACUUGUAUGUCAUUUCUCAGAUGUUGGCGGUUAAGUUCCAAGGAAAUUUCAUAGUAAACCUAUUGGGCGUCUGGUCAGACGUCGGUGGCGGUGGGCCCGCUAGGUCAUAUCCGGUCGGCGGGUUGUGUUAUUAUUUAUCACCUCCGGAAUCGGUCGGCCAUAUUGUUCAAGAUCCCGUUCACGCCAUGCUUUACAUUCUCUUCAUGCUCGGUUCGUGCGCCUUCUUCUCGAAAACGUGGAUCGAGGUCUCUGGGAGCUCGGCGAAGGAUGUGGCUAAACAACUGAGGGAGCAGCAAAUGGUGAUGCGAGGCCACAGAGAUAACUCUAUGAUACGCGAAUUGAACCGGUACAUCCCGACGGCCGCGGCGUUCGGUGGACUAUGUAUCGGAGCUCUUUCCGUGCUGGCAGAUUUUCUGGGCGCGAUCGGCUCCGGUACCGGUAUCUUGCUUGCCGUUACGAUCAUAUACCAGUACUUCGAGAUCUUCGUCAAGGAGCAAAGUGAAAUGGGUGGCAUGAGCACGCUGCUUUUCUAAAGUUAAUCCACUUAUAGACUUGAAAAGUGAACUUUUUUAAUUCUGAAGAACUGAAUAAUAAUUUAUUGUAAAGUAAAUCGAAUUGCGUGUAUGUAUGUGUCUGCGCUGGGCUCACGAAAUGAUAACACAUGCGUAUGCACACGCACAUACACCGGUGCCAACCGAAGGGUCCGUGUAUUAUACAUAGAGUCGCAUAUAUUUAACUUACCAUUGACACUGUUGAUUCUCUACUCAAAAGAUUAUGCCGUGUCGGUGAGACUUUUUAAAGAAAACCGAAGGUCCUUCUAUGUAUCUGUUUCGCAUUGAAUAUAUGAAAAUGACCACUGACAUACGUACUGUCAAAUUUCUCCUGAAAAAAUACUGCAGCCUUACGUUAUACUUGAGAUUUAUGUUCAUAAGUUACGAGUAAAAGCGUGUCCUUUAUUCAUGCAUUAAACCUGUAUAUUAUAAAUCUGUAUGUUGAGUUGAGUCUACGCUGUGUCAUACAAUAUGUAAUAUCUUUCGUACGAGCAGUGUGUAUGUACAUAGUAUAAAAAAAUGAUUACAAAUUUUCAACAUUUUUUUAAUAAUAUUUUUGGGCUCUAUGACAUGACGUGGAUGGAGCUGUGUAAGGACUCAGCGGCGUACGAAUAAAAUGGUGACGUUUAUAUAUAAAUUGAAUAUUGCACAUGAUUGCGAAUAGUCAUUUCAGUCAGGACGAGACGCCCACUUAAGAUAUUCAUACAGCAAUUUGAACAAUGUUCAUUUAUCUUAGGUAUCAUCCAUUCCUCUAUAUAAUAAUUAUAAAGUAAAUUUAUAUUUCUUUCUUAUACAUGUGUAUUUAGAAAAAUGAGAAAUCUGCUCUCAUAAAUAUUAAAAUAUAUAUAUAUCUUUUUUUUGUCUUCCUUGUUUUUAAUCCUCUUCGGAAGGUUUCGUUAGAUUUUGUUAUUGCGCUAUGUAUAAGCUCACCUCGAUUUAAUCUCGAUCACGUUGUUCGGGAAAGACAUAGAACAAAUCUUCUAUUGAUAAUAAGCAGAAAAUAGAUAACUGUGUGACUUAAUAACGAUCGAUUAUACAAUAAAAACGGAAGAUCCAUGUUAUAUAAUAUGUUAUAUACUUAAAAUAAUUGUAUACAAGAGAAGUUAGUAAAAAUUACUUCCUAUUUUA